AAGCUGAAGGGCGGGGCUAUGGAAAACAGGAAGUGUCCGCGGUCCUAUCCGGAGGCUGGAGCGUUCGCGCCUGCGUUCUGCUGGGGAGCCGAGGCAGCCAUGGGCGCCGUGACAGCGGGCUAUGUGGAUUGUCACUGCCACCUCUCCGCGGCCGACUUCGACUCGGAUCUUGAAGAUGUGUUGGAGAGAGCCAAGAAGGCCAAUGUGUUGGCUAUUGUAGCAGUUGCUGAACACUCAGGAGAGUUUGAAAAGAUCAUGCAACUUUCAGAAAGAUAUAUGGGGUUUGUUCUGCCAUGCCUAGGUGUUCACCCUGUUCAGGGACUUCUACCAGAAGACCAACGAAGUGUCACUUUAAAGGAUUUAGAUGUUGCUUUGCCACUUAUAGAAAAUUAUAAAGAUCACUUGUUGGCAAUUGGGGAGGUUGGAUUAGAUUUCUCCCCCAGAUUUGCCAGGACUGAUGAACACAAGGAGGAGCAGAGACAAGUCCUUAUUAGACAGAUCCAAUUAGCUAAAAAACUAAAUUUGCCAUUAAACGUUCAUUCACGCUCAGCAGGCAGACCAACUAUUAAUCUCUUACGUAAAGAAGGUGCUGAAAAGGUGCUACUCCAUGCAUUUGAUGGCCGCCCAUCUGUAGCCCUGGAAGGAGUGAGUGCAGGAUACUUUUUUUCAAUUCCUCCUUCUUCUGCAAGGAGUGAACAGAAACAGAAACUUAUAAAGCAGCUGCCUUUAUCUUCUAUAUGCUUAGAAACAGAUUCACCUGCACUGGGAUUAGCAAAACAGGAGCGGAAUGAACCUAGGAACAUUUCCAUUUCUGCAGAAUACAUUGCCCAGGUGAAAGGGAUCUCAGUGGAAGAAGUUAUAGAAGUGACAACUCAGAAUGCUUUGAAACUGUUUCCCAAACUCCGGCAUUUUCUUCAAAAAUAACCUCCCAGAUUUCUUCCAGGAAAAUAAUUUCCUAAUAAACCACCUGGUGGCAGCAUUGAAAAAAAAAAUACAUUUUUUGACCAAAGAAAGAACAUGGUCUUUAUAGGGGCCACCAGCAUAGAAUUAUGGAUAACUUUAAAUUGUUAUUAGUUCAGUUUAUGAAAAAUAAACUCAAUUGGCAUUUCUGGAUCCAGAGUUUGGCUCCAGUUCUGCCACUGACUGUGUGUCGUUUAAAAGUUAAUCAAAUGGUUAGGGAGAAGGGUGGGAACAAAUGCAGCUAUUGUUGCUCUUGCUGCUGCUUUCAUCAGUGCCUUAGAGAUACCACAGAGUGGUAACAUUUAUUUAGAUAAGGAAAUUCAUGUAGGUGAGAGGCAGACUAUAACUUAUUUCGUUUAGUUCGUGGCAACUGCCAUACCCAAAUGUCCAAUUAAAAAUGUGCCAUUUUUGUUUCAGUCUGA
This is a messenger RNA of Sarcophilus harrisii (Tasmanian devil), 1382 nucleotides long. RefSeq names its product TatD DNase domain containing 3 (gene TATDN3). The coding region runs from base 19 to 924 and encodes 301 amino acids. Gene Ontology annotation, molecular function: hydrolase activity, acting on ester bonds. The record is from RefSeq and is a predicted model, not a curated record. NCBI's taxonomy places the organism in Eukaryota, Metazoa, Chordata, Mammalia, Dasyuromorphia, Dasyuridae. The transcript is spliced from 10 exons.